CACCACAACGCGUCACCCUGCUUUAAUCAACUAUAUUAUCACCACCACGCUCUCCAUAUGGACACUAAGGAAUUUGCAAUACAAGAUGCUAUUGCAGAUCUUAAUUCUGGUGUUUUUAAGAGCGAGCGAGUAGCCGCUUGUUGGCACGGCGUUGCGCGAUCAACGUUGCAAGGCCGACGGGCAGGUCAACAACCACACACGAUAGCUCACUCAAAUCAACAGCGAUUAACUCCAGAACAAGAGGCCUUUCUAAUUGAUUGGAUACUUGAAGAGGACUCUCGCGUACGAGAGAUGUCAGCCCGCAUCCUACACAUGAACGGCGACUACGAGCCUCUUGGGCAACUAUGGAUACCCUAUUUCAUCGCCCGUAACCCACGCGUCACAUCUGUUGUUGACCAGACAAUUGAGAGCGCAAGGACUACAGCAGCUAACUACAAUACUACUAAGGCCUUCCUUGGGCUGUUUGAGCAAACAAGAAUUGAGCUAGGAAUAUAGUAUAAAGAUAUGUGGAAUAUGGACGAGACUGGAGUUGCACUAGGGGUAUGUACUAAUGCCCAGGUGUCCACAAGCUCUAUAAAGAAGAAGGCUUAUAUUAAGUCUCCAGAGGAUCGCGAGUGGGUAUCAACUUUGGAGACAAUCUUAGCCACCAGCAUCAAGCUUCAAUGCCUAGUUAUCUUCAAAGGUAAGCAUCUACAAUCUACUUGGUUCCCAACCCAAGGCACACUAAAUUGGCUCUAUACCACGUCAGAGAAUGGCUGGACGUCCAACUCAAUCGGCUGUGAAUGGCUACAGCGUAUUUUUAUACCAAAUACUUCACCAUCCUCUGGUGGCUAUUGACUGCUCCUUCUUGAUGGCCAUGGCUCUCAUACACCUAUCGAAUUUAUGUGGUUCUGCAA
Molecule: messenger RNA, 896 nt
Organism: Didymella exigua CBS 183.55
Lineage: Eukaryota; Fungi; Ascomycota; Dothideomycetes; Pleosporales; Didymellaceae
Exons: 1
Coding region: 292-495 (67 amino acids)
Source: RefSeq, a predicted model, not a curated record